GAACCAUGUAUCAAUAUCAAAGGUGAUACAUUCACUGGAAAGUCUUAGGAAAGAAAAAUUUCCUGCCCCAGACACCAUCUGCCAUGCUUACUACCACUUUGAGGCACUGACAAACCACGAUUAUUCUUUUUCGUGUGUCUGCUGUGGAUACUACCCACCAGUAGUGGUGAUGGACCUCCACAAAAAGGGAGUUUUUAAUUUACCCGUGAGUGACAUCAAGGAAGCUUCUGAAGACUUUACUGGUGAAGUCGACAUUGAACAUUUCUGGGAUAAUGUUCAACUGGAGAUGAUUUCUUACGGAUUUACCCCAACUCAUGCAAAAAACCCCUUUGGUGUUAAACCAAAUUUUGAGUAUUGGGCCCCAUGGAUUGGAAAGAAUACGCGAAAGUCAGAGGUUGUGCUUAACACGGAGUACGAAAAACUGUCAGCUUCGAAAUCCUCAGCUGAAACUGAAGUCAGCAUGGUGUCAGAGGAUCGUCUUGUUGAUGAGCUAAUGAAACAGAAGGUUUCAACUGUGCGCAAACUUUGCAAGGCCUGCAAUCUAGAUUGUAGGGGAUCACGGAUGGAUCUUAUCAUUAGGCUACGAGAAGAAAUGAAGACAAGACAUUCAUAUGAUAAAAUAUUCCAAAAGAUAUGGGGUGCAUCUGGUGGAUGGUCUGUGAUCCUCUGUCCUCAUGCUGUGGUUUACAGCCUUAAAUUUAACUUGAGGGCAGAGUCUCCGAGGGAUUUUACAGACCUCCUUUUAUCUUGGAAACAUCUUCCAAACGUCUCCGUCUAUGAUUUUGCACGAGGCUUGACAACGCAUGCCAACCUCCGUUUGCCAAACGCCUUACCUUUCAGGCCACACGAAGGCAGACUGGCUGCAUCACUUAGUGACAACAUCAGUAAAGCGCAGCAAAAAAAACUCAAAAUCUCUCUACCAUGGUUGACAGAAAAGUCCCAAACUCCCCAAAAACAUGGACAUCCUCUGACUGGCUCCUCAGACCACUAUGUUUUAUAUGACAAAUUUCAUGAGACCAAUACAAAAGAUCCACAGGAAAUCCUAAGAAGGAUCGACCUGGUUCCUGAACUUCAGGGUUCAUUGAAUAGCCAAGUGGCUGAGCAGCUUUUUGCAAGCAUGCAGAAAAACAAUUAUUUUCUCAACAACAUGGCACCGUCGACACAUAUUUUUUUAAUGAGAAACAUUAUUCAUCACCGAAAUAAUACUACAAAUGCCAGACUUUUGGAAAAACAAUUACAGAGAGGACUUGACUCCCAUCAUCUGAGUGAUAUUACUCUGAAUGACUUUGGACAAGCUGUGUUUGGUAAAAUCAAAUCUUCUUCUGUCUUUUUUUACAUCCUUUCUCCUUCUUCCUUUGAUUGUUUUUUUACCAAUAUUAUUGAAAUGAAGUGCUAUUGUUUUUAAUGUAUUUAUAUUUCAUUUUAUUUUUUACAAGCUCCAAGACCUCAAUCACAUUCAGAAGAACUUAAACCACAACCCCCAAAUGAUAGUCAUCCCCUACACAUACAGGGGUGCAACACAGAUACCAGUGGAAACAAUGAACAAUGUGGAACCCACUGUGCGGUCAUUACAAAUUGUGAGAGCAUAAGACCAUGCAGAGCUUCAUGGG
Corythoichthys intestinalis (scribbled pipefish) is the source of this 1610-nucleotide messenger RNA. RefSeq lists its product as uncharacterized. The record is from RefSeq and is a predicted model, not a curated record. Lineage: Eukaryota; Metazoa; Chordata; Actinopteri; Syngnathiformes; Syngnathidae. The transcript has 6 exons. The coding region runs from base 170 to 1405 and encodes 411 amino acids.